CACUGAGAUGUUGGUGCCUAAGAAGAACCGCAUUGUCAUUUAUGAACUCCUUUUUAAGGAAGGAGUCGUGGUGGCCAAGAAGGAUGUCCACAUGCCUAAGCACCUGGAGCUGGCAGACAAGAAUGUGCCCAACCUUCAUGUCAUGAAGGCCAUGCAGUCUCUCAAGUCCCGAGGCUACAACACAGAACAUUUUGCCUGGAGGCAUUUCUACUGGUACCUUACCAAUGAGGGUAUCCAGUAUCUCCAUGAUUACCUUCAUCUGCCCCUGGAGACUGUGCCUGUCACUCUACGCUGCAGCCAUCCAGAGAAUGGCAGGCCUCAGCCUAAAGGUCUGGAGGGUGAGCGACCUGUAAGACUCACAAGAGGGGAAGCCGACAGCUGUGUGCCAUAGCAUUCCUACAGACGGAGUGCUGUGCCCCCUGGUGCCGAUGAGAAAGCUGAGGCUGGGGCUGGGUCAGCAACCAAAUUCCAGUUUAGAGGCAGAUUUGGUCAUGGAUGUGGUCAGCUACCUCAGUAA
Messenger RNA from Pan troglodytes (chimpanzee), 517 nucleotides. RefSeq names its product small ribosomal subunit protein eS10-like. Lineage: Eukaryota; Metazoa; Chordata; Mammalia; Primates; Hominidae. Gene Ontology annotation, molecular function: structural constituent of ribosome; RNA binding. The record is from RefSeq and is a predicted model, not a curated record. Gene Ontology annotation, cellular component: cytosolic small ribosomal subunit.